Messenger RNA from Pyrgilauda ruficollis (rufous-necked snowfinch), 1485 nucleotides. RefSeq names its product branched chain keto acid dehydrogenase E1 subunit beta (gene BCKDHB). Gene Ontology annotation, biological process: branched-chain amino acid catabolic process; response to nutrient. Lineage: Eukaryota; Metazoa; Chordata; Aves; Passeriformes; Passeridae. Gene Ontology annotation, molecular function: catalytic activity. The coding region runs from base 18 to 1136 and encodes 372 amino acids. The record is from RefSeq and is a predicted model, not a curated record. The transcript has 11 exons.
GGGCCGGCAUCGCGGCGAUGGCGGCGGCGGGGCGGGCGCUGCGCGCGGCGCUCCCCGCCGGGCUCUGGGGCCGCCUGGCCCCGCUGCCGGGCGCGCCCCGCCGGACCGCCGCGCACUUCUCUUUCCAGCCGGACCCGGCGCCCAGCGAGUACGGGGAAACUCAGAAGAUGAAUCUCUUCCAAUCCAUAACAAGUGCCUUGGACAAUGCUUUAGCCAAAGAUCCAACUGCAGUUGUAUUUGGUGAAGACGUGGCCUUUGGUGGAGUCUUCAGAUGUACAGUUGGCUUGCGAGACAAGUAUGGUAAAGACAGAGUUUUCAACACCCCUUUAUGUGAACAAGGAAUUGUUGGCUUUGGUAUUGGAAUUGCUGUUACAGGUGCUACAGCCAUUGCAGAAAUUCAGUUUGCAGAUUACAUUUUUCCAGCAUUUGAUCAGAUUGUUAAUGAAGCAGCAAAAUAUCGUUACCGCUCUGGAGAUCUGUUCAAUUGUGGAAACCUGACCAUUAGAGCACCGUGGGGCUGUGUGGGUCAUGGUGCACUAUAUCACUCUCAAAGUCCAGAAGCCUUUUUUGCUCACUGUCCAGGAAUAAAGAUUGUUAUUCCGAGGAGUCCUUUGCAGGCCAAAGGAUUGCUGCUGUCAUGCAUAGAGGACAAAAAUCCAUGCAUAUUCUUUGAACCUAAAAUACUUUACAGAGCAGCAGUGGAACAAGUUCCUGUAGAGCCCUACAACAUUCCACUGUCUCAAGCUGAGGUGCUGCAGACGGGCAGUGAUGUGACAAUGGUUGCUUGGGGCACUCAGGUGCAUGUGAUCAAAGAGGUGGCAGCAAUGGCUCAAGAAAAGCUUGGUGUGUCCUGUGAAGUUAUUGAUCUGAGAACCAUCUUACCAUGGGAUACAGAGACUGUUUGCAAGUCGGUGGCAAAGACUGGGCGAUUGCUGAUUAGCCAUGAGGCUCCCUUGACAGGAGGAUUUGCAUCUGAAAUCAGUUCCACAGUUCAGGAGGAAUGCUUUUUGAAUUUGGAAGCUCCUAUUGCAAGAGUAUGUGGCUAUGACACUCCCUUCCCUCACAUCUUUGAGCCUUUCUACAUCCCAGACAAAUGGAAAUGCUAUGAUGCUCUUAGAAGAAUGAUCAACUACUGAGCAGUAGUGCAGAGAGGAGAAGAACAACAGGGAAAUACAGAAGCUGCCUUCAAAACUCUUGACAUUUUAAUCAGAUCUUUUGGGUUUGGAAUUUACAUAGCACACUUUUCUUUUAACUCAGCUAUCCUGAAUGUUCAUCUUGGCUAUUCUUCAGCAAGUUCAAAUUUUCCUUAAUUAUGAAAUCAGUGAUGGGCAGGUGAUUGUUACAGUAAGUAGUUUCAGAUGUAUUUAAAGAUAUUCCAGAUGUUGAAUGAAAAUUGCACAUUGCCAUGCUUCACUAGGUUACAUCUAGACUUCACUGUGUAAAUAUUAGAAGCAGAAUUUUAUUCAAUAAAACAUGUUAUGCUCA